Messenger RNA from Hermetia illucens (black soldier fly), 3502 nucleotides. RefSeq names its product zwei Ig domain protein zig-8 (gene dpr12). The transcript has 16 exons. The record is from RefSeq and is a predicted model, not a curated record. Gene Ontology annotation, cellular component: neuron projection membrane. Gene Ontology annotation, biological process: synapse organization. The coding region runs from base 1897 to 2913 and encodes 338 amino acids. Lineage: Eukaryota; Metazoa; Arthropoda; Insecta; Diptera; Stratiomyidae.
CAUGUAAACGCAUAUAGUCGGGCGUAUACCAGUCAACAGCGAAUUCUCAUCUGGAAAACGACAACCUGACGCGUUCGCGAAUUUUAUACGGUGCGGCUGGCGCUAAGGGAUAUUACUGAUGUCCUUUUGUGGAAAAUUUUCACGUUACGGGAACGGUCUGAAAAACCAAUCCAAAUUCUAGAGAAACUGCGCGUUUAAAGUGGCUCAACAGAAAAUACGUAGGAAGAGCUGACAGUGAAAUCGGAGUUAAGACGGUACAUGCAGUGUGUAUCCCGAUUAUUUGCUGAGUCCUCUUAUUUUUAGUUCUAUUUAUUUUGACCCGUUUCCUGCAUUCAGAUCUUGUGAUAGUGUAAUUGAGAGGCAAAUACAGAUGAAUGUGCUUAUCCACCGCCGCUGUGAAUGUGAUGUCACCCGAAUUUAAUGACAUAAGUUUGUGUCCCGUCGAUCGCUAAAAUGCUACCCUUAGCAGGACAUCCCCCGUCCGCCUCAUCGGUCAUUUAGUAUCAAUGUAAAAUGCUAGUGGCCACCUAAAGGGCAUCAAAUAGUCCAAAACUUCGUCCUUUUAAUAUUAUUAGUCACGGAGUUUCUCAUUUCACUUGUAGCGAAUUUUGUGUGGUGACACAUAUUUUUGGUGUCCGCGACGGCUUCAGUGGGACCUAUGUCACGAAAUACGAUGACAUGGAAGUGAAUGUGGUCUAGGUUAAUACUACAGUUGAAAGGACAAUGUUUUAAUUAGUGCGUAUUUAGUGAAUUCAAAGUUAGCACUUCUGUGCGAUAAAGUUCGUUCGUGGCUCAAAGCAAGUGCUGGAAAUUCGUCAGGUUCAAAUUCAGUGUGGCUUCGCCGGUGACGAUAGAAUUGUUAUUGCAUCCAGCAUUCUCUGCCUAGUUUUUGUGCUUGUGCAAGAUCACGGAAUCUCAUUCACACGACAUAGUUCCAGUGCUGACCUAGCUUUAAGGAUUUUCAACGGUAGUACUCUUUUGGAGUUUCCUGCACAUGUAAAUGCGGCUAGAAUGUUACUCAUCUGAUGUGCAGAUUUGGAAAAUUCAAAAACAGUUGAAGUUAUCUAUUACUUGGAGAAAAAUACUGAUAUGACCGCCAACUCGCUGGGAAUCAGGACUGUAUAAGAUAACCUAUCGGCCACGAUUCCUCUUCACUAGGUGAUUAUCAACCAAUUUUAUACUACAUACGUCGUUGCUGUAAAUGCAAUGCUACGAGAUUAGUUCUUCUAACCCCAUCAAAUGCUAAUUGGUGAAGAUGUCUAAUGUGAAAAUAAUGAUUAAUAUACAUAAAAGUGAUAUGUGACAUGACUGCAUAUGAAGAAGUCGACGCUGCUACGAAUGUCCAAAACUAAAUUAAUACUGAAUAUCCAGAAAAUAGUAGAAUAAAUCUAUAAACGGCGCUUCAAUGAAAUCGAGAAAUUCUGCAAGAACUCCAUUUCAUCAUAAUAUCAUGUCUGGGUCCAUGUCACAAUCAUUCACGUCUUCUGCAAAAAGCUAAUAACGUGUUUACUGCUGUUAAGCAGACAAAACGUAGAACAAGCCAGAAAGCAGAAAAAAGCUGUUUGUGCAGUGAACCACAAAAAACCUCAUUCCCAGUUUACGUUGCUGCACAAGGAGCUGGAUCUUGGCCUGAAACUAGGACAAACAUGUAACAUACACACAGUUUGCAAAAAAUCAUCAUCUAGAGGAAGUGCUGUAACAUUAAUCAUUACACAAGACCGGAGCGUAAAGUGGACGCGGAAAAAAUCAACAGAGCGUGUGAGACGUGCAUGAAUGUGGUGUCGUGGUUGUCGUCCUUGUGCUCCUCCAUUUCAAGUGCAGUAGUUCGGUGUGAGUGCAGUGUAUAUACAUCUGUAGUAAGAUAGUUGCAGCAAGGAUCCUCUUCAUUGUGUUAUAAUGCUGAACAUGUUGGAAAUUCGCGUUAUCCUCUUAUGCCUUCCAUCCAUUCUGCUAGCGACAACACUAGAGUCAGCCAAAAGUCUAAUCAGUACACAAAGUCCAUCAACCGCGGAGAUGCCAAGACAAAUAAUAAAACCUCCAAGACAAAAAUCAAUACUGACAGACAAUGACUGGAAGAAGUUGUGGGUAGAAGCUGGCGCAAUCAAUUCGAAUUCGAAGGGUGGCGAUAGCAAUAAUUUGGACACCAGCGAUAGUCCUAUGUUUGAGGACAGUGAGAUGAUGGCACAUAAUACCACCGUCCAAUUAGGAGGAACAGCAUUUCUUGUUUGUAAAGUCGCCGGAGUGGACAGAGUGGGUGUAAAUUGGAAUCAAAUAUCCUGGAUAAGACGACGAGAUUGGCACAUAUUAUCGUCUGGCGCUCAAAUGUAUACGAACGACGAACGAUUCGCCAUUUUGCACACGCCUGGUUCAAAUACGUGGACGCUCCAAAUAAAGUUUGUACAAAGAAGGGAUCAUGGAAUGUAUGAAUGUCAGGUAUCCACAGCAACGGGCGUUAUCUCACACUUUGUGAAUCUUCAAGUUGUCGUCCCAGAAGCUUUCAUCCUCGGAUCUGGUGAACUACACGUUGAUAUGGGAUCAACUAUCAAUUUGGUUUGCAUUAUUGAGAAGAGUCCGACACCGCCACAGUACGUGUAUUGGCAGAAAAAUGAUCAUCUAAUUAAUUAUUACGAUUCCCGACGAGAUAUUACAAUCGAAACAACACCUGGAACACGUACGCAGAGUCGUCUGAUAAUUAGGGAGCCCCAAAUAGCUGACUCGGGCAAUUAUACGUGUUCGGCUAGCAACACCGAACCAGCUAGCAUAUAUGUUUUUGUCUCAAAAGGAGACAAUAUGGCAGCAAUUUCUAGGCGUAACACAUCAUCAGCUGAUCGACUUGCAACGAUAUUAAGGAGCUUAUUAGUUCCCUGCGUUCUAGUUAAUAUUUUAGCAUUUCGAUACUUAUUCUUAACUUAGGGCUAAAGUCGUAAAUCUAGUAGCGAGUGGACCCAAAUGUCCGUGCUGUAUGUAAAAACGUAUUCGAAUUUUUGUAAAUAAUUUAUUAAGUAACACAAAGACCUAUAAAUAAAUUAAUGUUAAAAAUAUUUUAAUUGAAAUACAUAAAUUUAAUAAAUGAAAAGAAUCUACCUAGAAAUCAUUAGUUAAAAAUCCACAAUUUGAAAGAAAUAAUAAUGAAUGUAUAAUUCUUUGUUCAAAACAAAGUUUUCUAAUACAAACAUAUAUUUGUUACAUAUACGAAUACAUAUAUAUAAAUUACUGCAUCUGUACAGUUUUUGUAUUGACCCUGUUUCUGUUUCUUUUUUCCAAUGAUAAUCGUCUUGCCUUUUGUUUCAAAAACAUAGUAAAUUCAAUGAUAAAGAAAACAGAAAGAAGUAAAUGAAAAAUACAAAUUAUAAGUAAUAUAAAUCGAAGAAUAGAAUAAUAUUGAAAUGAAACCAUUAAGAAUAAACCGAAACAAAACAAUUCAUUUUAAGAAUUCAUGUAUAUACAAAUUGGAAUUAUCUGGAAGAAAUGAAGUGAAAUAAAGUCUCUAAAUUAAAAUGAA